CCAAUCUACCGCCCACCUGUUGCCAAAUGUCUCAUUGUGAUCUGCUUUAAAAAUUGUGCCAAAAAUAAUUCAAUGUGAUUUUAGCUGUUAUCAAAAAAAUUUGGAAAUUUAAAACAGAAUUGUAAAUAUUAAAGCGAUUUUGGAAAAAGGCCUUCUAAGUGACAAGCGAACUAGAGUUGAGUUAUAGAGUAAAAUCCAUCACAAUUGACGAACGCGAGCAAGAGGGGCGAGCGGUCGCUCCGAGUUCGACCGCCGCCGCCGCCACCAACGCCGCCACUGCGACGACAGCCGAAGCCACGGCGUCCUCCACUCUGACAUCGAACUCUUCGGAAUUAUCGAUGGUCGAUGUCUUCGCUACGUCCUCCGCGACCGCCAUCGUCACGAACGCGACGUCGGCGGUCGGCGCCGUCGGUAGAAGUUCCAGAAAGAGGCCGAGGCCGAGGAGGCAGAACACUGCACCUGCGACGAGCGAAAAUGAAACAGUUUUCUCCCACCGUCGUCUCUCCGCGUCGGAUUCGAACGAAUCCCAACGUUACACCGAAUAUUCGCGAGUGACGGCGACGGCGACGGCUGACGAUGAUGACGGAAGUGACGUCAUAAUUCGAAUGUCGACCAGUGACGACAGACAGUUGACGAGCGGACUGUCGAGUGAGGUCACGACGCCUUUUACGGACGCCACCAGUUUUGCAGGGAUUGCGUUACCACCAGAAUUGUUAACUGAAUUUUAG
Messenger RNA from Ctenocephalides felis (cat flea), 728 nucleotides. RefSeq lists its product as uncharacterized. The transcript has 4 exons. The record is from RefSeq and is a predicted model, not a curated record. Bases 339 to 728 code for a protein of 129 amino acids. NCBI's taxonomy places the organism in Eukaryota, Metazoa, Arthropoda, Insecta, Siphonaptera, Pulicidae.